AUGAGGGCUUCAAGCGAUACAGCUGUCGCUAUAUCCGAGUUAAACAAGUCAUUGCAGAAGAGCAGGGAGCUGCUACAACAAUCUGAAGAAAGGGAGCGUGAGAGGUUUGAGCGGGCGCAGUCAAUGCCAUUCAGAGCUGGGUUUGAUUAUAUGAACAUUCCAGAAAAUUACAACGAAGAUGUCAAAUCUAAUAAAUCUGAUUUCACAAAUCCAACCGAGUACGACAAGAGGAAAGAUCCAGCUUACGAUAUAUACUCAAAGAUGUAUAUAUCUAAACGAUACAUACCUGAAAGUGUACUUAAAGAUCAAAUUAGUGACACUCCUACUCUUCGAUUACCUGAACUUUUUGCCAAAUUACCUCAAUAUAUCCAACAGCUUCGGGAUAUGAAUUUUAUAGUAGUGGGAGUGGUGACUCGUAAGAAUAUAGGGUAUACGAAUAAUGGUAGGUCCAAGUAUAUCAAAAUGCAAAUCUCAAAUUUUCAUACAGAUAUCAUGUUAUUAUUAUACGACGAGGCUCAGCAAAAACAUUUUAAAGUUCAUACUGGAUCUCUCAUUGCAAUUAUGAAUCCGGAGAUAUUAGACGCCAAUUACCAAAGAUACGAUAAGAAGAAAGGUUCUUAUAGUUAUUUUAUGCUUAAAGUCGCUAGCCACACUAGUAUAAUUGAGUAUGCAAGGGCCAGAGAUGUUGGUACAUGCCUCGGAAAUGGGAAGACACCAUGUAAGCAAUUGGUUAAUUUGAGGGAAUCCAGGUACUGCCCGACCCACCAAGAGCAGAAGAUUGAUAGAAAUGCAUCUAAUAGGAACGAGAUGGGAUCAAACUAUAGAACUUUUGCUCCUGUUGAUGAAAAGGGUAAUAAGCAAGUCAUGGUUGUUACAGAAAGGCAGAUCCAAGCUUAUGAUUUAGCCCAGUCACAUUCAGUAAAGGCAAGCGGAUUAGCGAUUGAAAAGGCACCCAAAAAUGUGCCUUUGGCUCCUGGAAAAUUUGCCAAUAAGAUGGUUGUCACUGACUUCUCAAAUCCUAUCACAAUUGAAAACAUGAAAACCAAAGAGGAAAAAAACAGGCAUCAUUUUACCUCUUUUUCUGCCAGUAAUGCUUUUCUGAAUGACGCUGUCAAUAAAAACGCAUUGAGGAAACAAGAGGAACAGCACGAAAUCGAUCAGAAGUUACUGAAGAAAAAAAUGGAUAUCGAUGUGUCUCUCAAACGCAAGCACCAAAAAUCACUAGAAGCAUUGGAAAUGAAGAAGAGAUUGAAGGUACAGUCCUUAGAAAGAAUGAGAACCUUAUCACAGGCUACAAAGACGGAGAAAUCGUUAAGGAAAGAUAAAAAACUAGUGGAGAAGCUAAAGAAGGAAAGACAUGAGAUACAAAAACAUGUUGAUCUUGUUAAGGUGAAGAAAACGGAUGUAGAUGUAGCAAACACAACAAACCGAAUUGUUAUUAAUACUACUGCUCACGAGGUAACCUUGAGCAGUGACGAGGAUAGCGAUCUAGAAAUUGACAUGUAG
This is a messenger RNA of Pichia kudriavzevii, 1506 nucleotides long. RefSeq lists its product as uncharacterized. Lineage: Eukaryota; Fungi; Ascomycota; Pichiomycetes; Pichiales; Pichiaceae. The coding region runs from base 1 to 1506 and encodes 501 amino acids. Gene Ontology annotation, biological process: DNA replication; DNA replication initiation. The transcript has a single exon. Gene Ontology annotation, cellular component: replication fork protection complex; nucleus. The record is from RefSeq and is a predicted model, not a curated record. Gene Ontology annotation, molecular function: DNA replication origin binding; single-stranded DNA binding.